This is a messenger RNA of Wallemia mellicola CBS 633.66, 2847 nucleotides long. RefSeq names its product DUF1212-domain-containing protein. The transcript is spliced from 5 exons. Gene Ontology annotation, molecular function: transmembrane transporter activity. Gene Ontology annotation, biological process: transmembrane transport. The coding region runs from base 25 to 2736 and encodes 903 amino acids. The record is from RefSeq and is a predicted model, not a curated record. NCBI's taxonomy places the organism in Eukaryota, Fungi, Basidiomycota, Wallemiomycetes, Wallemiales, Wallemiaceae.
UGAGCAGCUAAAUAGCUAUAGGGGAUGAGUGACUCUCAGGAAAACUCACGCCCAAAGUCAGCUAGGAGAGUACAAUUCACUUCUAGUACAGACAAUCAAGACCCUUCAUACUCACUCGAUCCGUCUCUAGAUGACAGCCAUUUAGAUAUCGAUGCAUUCAAAAAAUUACAAAUUCAACUUAUUAGAAAUUCUCUAAGCAAAACGGAAUCUAGACCGGAGAGCGUCUCCAGCGUUGAUACAACUAUAUCACAGGACGCUCAAUUAUUACCAGACGACUCAGCUACCCCUGCGUCUUCUACUUUACCUUCGAGAGCGCCAACUCCACCACAAGAAUAUGCUGUACCUAUCCCUUUCGGUGAAAUAGAUGGUUUACCACAGGCUCCUUCUUCCAAGAAAGGUACAUUUGAUUAUUACACAAAGAAGGCCAGGAAACUUAUCGGUAUAAAGAAGGGUAUAGACAAUAAGAAAGAAGAUAAACCUGUCAACAAAGAAGACCCUGAAUCUGGUCAUUCCUCAGACGAUCCCUUCUCACUCAACUACAAACCAUCAAAAUCUAGGGGUGUUUUAUCAACUUUACUCGGUUUACAGGAAUACAGAGACCAGCAUAAAGCCAAAAAGAAAGCUAAGAAAGCUAAUAGACAAAGGCGUUUAUCAACGGACACUUCUUCCUCUGAAGGUACCGUUCUUAGUGGUGAUCAUAUAUCAGAAAAGUCGCCUCCUGCCAAAGUAGCUACUCCUCCAGUUACUCCUACACUUCCAAGGAGCAAGUCUGAACCUGAUUUAGCUGAUAUAGGCAAUGGCGAUCUCAACAAAGACAUGAACGCUUUUAGACAAUACAAGCCUUCUGCUUUCCGCAUUCCAGAUCAAUUACGUUUACGUCCAGAAAAGUACAGACCAAAGACUGCUAGAUCAUCGGCGGGCGUUUUUGGUGCUUUAAUCAGCUCAGGGCAAAAUCUUUCUGGUUUUGUUAGUCCUCAUUCCACGGCUAUCGCGCCCAAUCUCAAACAUCAAGGAUAUAGAUUACAAAGAUACUCACUUGAUCCUACGCUUGAUAUUAAAGAGUUUACGAAGGAUAACCAACAGUCUGAGAAAGGUUCUUCAUUUGAUUUGGAAAGAUCUGGUACAUCCUCCACUGAUUUGGACUCAUUCAAUGCCCAAUCUCAGUCAUCCAAGAAGAUAACUCCAAAGACAUUACUCAAAGAUCAAUUUAGUCAUGUAACAGGAUUUGGUAAAUCGAAAUCACCAGUUGCGUCGCCAGAUGAAAAGUUUAGUAGUAAUGCUUCAUUAGAUUACUUUAGUCUUCCUUUAAAAGAAAAGGAUAAAGAGAAGGAUGCUAGGUCUGAUAAAGAGCUCAAAGAACGCAAGAAGAAUCUUGCUAAACGGAAGAAGGAGGAACUUUAUAUUACAAUGCAUGUAGCCACAGUUCUACACAGACAAGAAUUCUUGUUAAAAUUAAGCAGAGCACUGAUGAUGUUUGGUGCCCCAUCUCAUCGUUUGGAAGCCCAAAUACAAGCUUGUGCUAGGGUUUUGGACAUUCCGCUUCAAGUUGUCUAUUUACCUGGACUCAUGUUGUUUAGUUUUGGUGAUGUAGAAUCUCACACAUCCGAGACGAAAUUCUUGAAGCAAUCUUCUACCCUUGAUUUACGGAAACUUUUAGCCACACACCAACUAUACUGGAGGGUAACGCACGACGAGAUGUCAGUCAGUGAUGCGUCAAAAGAUUUAGAUUUCCUUAUGACUCAGAAGGAUUCAUUUAGCGUCUUAUCUAAUAUCGUCAUCGCUGGCUUUUGCAGUGCAUUCAUCACCCCUUUCGCCUUCAACGGUUCACUUAUUGAUGCUUGUCUUGCUGCACCUCUUGGUAUGUUUUUGGUAGCAGUUCAACAGAUAGCUGUUAAAAAUGAUCUGUUUACGAACAUUUUCGAAAUUUCAAUGGCAGCAAUGAACUCAUUUUUAGCGGCUUCUCUUGCCCAAACACAUAAAGUUUGUUAUUCAGCAGUCGCUUCCGGUUCAGUAGUAUUGAUUUUACCUGGUUAUAUCAUUUUAUGUGGUGCUCUCGAAAUGUCAGCAAGAAACAUCAUCGCUGGUAGCGUUCGAAUGUUCUAUGCUAUUAUAUUUUCUAGUUUCUUAGCCGUUGGCAUGUCUAUAGGGUUCCAAUUUUUUAAACUAGUAACAAAUCAAUGGAAUAAUGAGGAUACGGCAGCUGACGACUUUUCAUGUAAUGCUGCUCAUCCUGAUGGUGCACCUUUCUAUCAGCAACAAAUUGAUCCUUAUUGGUACAUACUUUGCGUACCCGUCUACGCUAUAUUUAUUAGUUUAAGAAAUAAAGCAUCCAUCAAAUCACGUGAAUUACCAUUGAUGGUUAUCAUUGCUAUUUGUGGUUACACUGUCAAUUACUUCGUCAAACAACGUAUUUCACGUGUAGAUUUGAGUAGUGCAGUUGGUAGUUUCACUGUUGGUCUUAUUGGUAAUCUUUGGGGUAAAUUUACAACUUCAAGACCUGCAUUUACAAUGACAGCAAGUGGUAUAAUGCUUUUACUACCAACGGGUUUAUCAGAUGGUGGUAUUCUUUCAGUUGCAAGAACUAAUUCUACAGAUAAUUCCUCACUUGGGCUUGGUACAAGCGGGAGCUUGAUUCAAGCCGCUAUUGGUCUUACAGUAGGCCUUUUCGCUGCUGCAGUUGUCGCCCACCCAUUUGGUGGUACAAAGAGAAGACGUGCAGCAAUUUUCUCAUUUUAACGACUUUUUUGCAUUCAAAUAUAUACAUGUGCUGCGGGAUAGCACACAUUUAACGAUCAUUUGAUAUCAUUCACUCAUUCUUGUAUUUAAAUUACAUCCGGACGAUUAUUU